Molecule: messenger RNA, 624 nt
Organism: Penicillium canescens
Lineage: Eukaryota; Fungi; Ascomycota; Eurotiomycetes; Eurotiales; Aspergillaceae
Product: Allergen
Exons: 2
Coding region: 1-624 (207 amino acids)
Cellular component (GO): extracellular region
Molecular function (GO): IgE binding
Source: RefSeq, a predicted model, not a curated record
AUGUCGCGAGUAACUCCAGAUAAGGUUCUCGUGGGCUCUAGGGAACAGUAUUCGAUUCUCGGAUUUGGUGCGACCAUAAAAUCCAGCGGCAGUGGUGUGCAAUACUCGGGCAACGUCGGCAGUCCAUAUGGGAGCAAUGUUAUUGAAGUCCCAGCUACACAGGCUCACCGAUAUAAAUAUGUUGUUCGUUUUGAGCGUCUGGGAGGAUGGUAUGGAAAGGCCUGCAAAAAGUUUGCCUUAGCAGCGGGCCAAAUCCGUUACAUCGCGUUCAACGAAGAUUCCCAAGGUGGAUGGGCUGCAGCGCCCGGUUCUCUCGUUCCAGUUGAUGGCAAUGGCGGCUACGCUUCGACCUGGGGUGAAUUCGACUUCGGUUCCACGGUCAAUCUGGGCUGGUCGGGGUUUGAUGUUUCUGCCAUAGCUGCACAAAACGCUGGCCUUGAGGUUCAGGGUAUGAAGAUCUGCGAGGUUCUCACCCGUAUUUGCUCUUAUAUUGGUCCAGCAGCCGCCUUUGUCCACAACGCCUACACAAGUGCUGUUGCUGACAUCGGUGGUAUUGGCGGCAAGCUUGCCCCUGGUCCAGUAAGACUCGCAGUCACUAUUGGUUACAAUAUCACACACGCAUAA